Molecule: messenger RNA, 1213 nt
Organism: Contarinia nasturtii (swede midge)
Lineage: Eukaryota; Metazoa; Arthropoda; Insecta; Diptera; Cecidomyiidae
Product: replication termination factor 2
Exons: 2
Coding region: 107-1084 (325 amino acids)
Biological process (GO): site-specific DNA replication termination at RTS1 barrier; mitotic DNA replication termination
Cellular component (GO): nucleus
Source: RefSeq, a predicted model, not a curated record
CAGAGUGACAGAUUGAGUCGCAGUAAUAUUCAAUAUUUUAUCGAAUUCACUUCGAGAAUUUCAUUUCUAUUUUGUAUUUAUAUUUCAAAAAGUUGUAAAAUAAAUCAUGGGUUGCGAUGGUGGUACUAUUCCGAGACGCGAUGAAUUGGUGCGCGUUAAAAAGAAGCCAGAACAGAAAGACAAAGAAUCCGAAAUGGCAUACCGUUGGCGUCAUUGUGCAUUGACUCAAGAACGUUUGCGUGAGCCAAUUGUGAUGUGUGGCCUGGGACGAUUAUAUUCAAAACAAAGUAUUAUCGAACAACUAUUGGACAGAGAAACCGAAAUGCCCGACACAUGCAAACACAUCAAAUCGUUGAAGGAUAUUCGUGAUUUGCAUUUAACACCGAACCCAGUGUACAAGGAUGAAGAUAAAACUGAAGGACUAUUAGACACCCGUAGCGCUCCAUACAUUUGUAAAUUGAUUGGCUUGGAAAUGUCGGGAAAAUUUCGUUUCAUUGCCUUAUGGUCAUGCGGUUGUGUAUUUUCUGAGCGUGCUCUCAAGGAAAUCGGAACAAAAGUUUGCUCAUUGUGUCAAACACCGUUCACGGACGAUGAUGUGGUUAUUUUAAACGGAACGGAUACUGAAAUGGAAGAGAUGGCCGAAAAAAUCGAAUUACGCGCUGUACGUCGAAAGGCCGAUAAAAAAAGCAAAAAAGAAUCGAAAAAACAAAGUGUAACAUCAACAGUUACAUCGUCCACUGCAACCACUUCUACAAACGUAAAAACCGAACCAUUGGCCAGUGGAAUGAAUGAUUUGAAACCAAUUCUUACGACUAAAAUCAAUAAAACUCAAAUGCUACAUCCAGAGGCAAUGAAAGAAGCCAAGGCAGGCCCAUCAAGCAGUAAAACACUGUCGAAAAAAAACAAACGUCCUGGUGCCGAAGAAGCACUUCUUGAUCCCGAAUUGAAAAAACUCAAGAAUGAUAGUAGCGUUGCAAACGAUCCAAAAGCUACGGCCGUCUACAAAUCUCUGUUUACCUCACACGAAAGUGCACAGCAACAAGACAGAGCUCAUUGGGUUACAUACAAUCCAUUCUACAAUUAAAUUUGAUUUCUACUUUGACCUUUAAAGACUUUUAAUUCAAAUUUUCUUCAGUUUUAUUUUUAAAUUACACAAUUGUAUUUUGCUCUUUUUGAAUGUACGUAAUAAAAUUGAUAACGUAAUUUAUUUCAA